This is a messenger RNA of Pseudomassariella vexata, 558 nucleotides long. RefSeq lists its product as uncharacterized. The record is from RefSeq and is a predicted model, not a curated record. Lineage: Eukaryota; Fungi; Ascomycota; Sordariomycetes; Amphisphaeriales; Pseudomassariaceae. Bases 1 to 558 code for a protein of 185 amino acids. The transcript has a single exon.
AUGCGUCGCUUCGUCUCGGCAGAAGAGGAAAGGGCGCGCGCUAGACUGUUUACACAGUCGAUGCGUGGGCGCCACUAUGGCCGCCCCCGACGAGAUCAUGGCGAGGCUAUGGAAAGAGCCCAAAUGUAUGUGGCCGCGAUGCGUCCUAUCCAGCCCGUCACCAGCUCCCCCGAUCACAAGAGCUCACAGGACCCCGUCGCCGGCCUGGGUAGGCUAGCGAUUUUGCCGAAUGAAAUCGUCAUGACAGUCCUCGAGCAAAGCACCCCUCGCACGCUGACCCGACUGCUGCGCAUUAACAAAGCGGCUUCGACUAUGGUCAGACUGCUGCCUGAGUUUGCAUAUGUUCGAGAGACUGCCCGAGGCAUCAUGGAGCGCGCACAGGGACACUACCUCAUCAUUAUGAAGAAGCUCUUCGGUAUCUUGACCUAUCGAGGAAUGCGGCAGCUCCUGAUGAGCAAGGUCUGCGAGAAGUGCGACAAGGCUGGAUCAUCUUUCCGCAUGGUCAAGGUCAAGGUGCUUUGCGAUGAAUGCAACAAUCCGACGAAGAAGAUCAUCUGA